Molecule: messenger RNA, 2574 nt
Organism: Symbiodinium sp. CCMP2592
Lineage: Eukaryota; Dinophyceae; Suessiales; Symbiodiniaceae
Source: the annotation of a GenBank genome assembly
AUGCCUCGAAGGAAAGGUGCCUGCUUGGGCAAUGCUGCGGCGCAGCAGGACCAAGCCUCCUCUGAGAGAAGCAUCGCCACUGAAAGGAUCUUGCGUUCCUUGCUGGCUUUUCUUCCUGCUCGGCUGGGUGUUUACCCUUCUCUUCAUGAGAGAGGCCUCGAAGCUGCAGAGGGCGGCUUCGAGCCCAGGGGCCGAUACGAAGUGAUGACCCAGGGCACCGACAUCUUCUCCUUUGAAGAUCCCGCCGUGGAGACCGACCUCAAGGCCACGCUGGGCCCGGCGCCAUGGGAGUUGCUGCAGUCGGGGCCUUGGCCAGCGCCCGAAGAGCUUUGGCCCGAACCGCGGCGCUGGGAUGCGGUCUACAAAUCACGGCCUUUGAGCCCACGCAGCCUGACCGUCUUGCAUGAGUUUGCAGGCCACAAGGUUUGUCAUUGCCAGCCUGCUUCUGAUGCCUCGGACCUCGACGGGUCCCACCAGGAGCCGGAGCGGCUGAGCGAACCGGAGCCCCAGCCGGGGCCAGCCGAGGUGGAAGCACCGAAGCUAUGGAGACCCGUUGCCGACCGAGAGUUGGAGGAGGCCGAAACAGCUGUCCGUGAAGCCACCUUGCAGAGAUUGGAGACCGAGGUGAGCCUGUUGAACACCGAGAUCCAGGACUUGCAGCAGGAGGGCACGCAGCUUCGACUCCGUGCGCAGACCGCCGAGGCGUCGAAGUAUGACGGGCAUCUGCAGCAUCUCGCUCGCAUGCUUCUGGCCAAAGCACUGAGCCUCUUCUGCCGCAGGGAAGGAAGGUGUCGAGACAUCGAGUGCCCGGGGCCUACACCCAAGAGGCGACAGCAGCCUUUGUACCUAGACUUCUUGCCCGCCUUCAUCAGUGUUCUGUAUGAGGCGGUGGAAGAGAACGGAAACAUUUUAAAUGACGACAUCAUCCAGAUCAUCUUUGAUUACGAGAGGGAGCUCUUCACGGACGUCGGAGGUGCUGAGUUGGACUACGAGGGUGAGAACAGGCCAUCUCCGUGGUCGGAGGACUGGUGCUUGAUGAGCCAUCCCUCGACCGGUUAUGGCGACCCGAAGUGUGCGUCUGGUGUGGGCUUCGGUCACAUGUUCACUCUGAAUGAUGCUGGCCGCGAGACUAUCAAGAACCAAGCGCUUGCGGGCCACAAUUACCUCGGGCUUGCCGGAAUGAUGGCAUGCAUCUGCCAGAACGGAGAGACCUGCCUCGUCUGCAACGCGGACGGAUCCAUGAAGGGUGCUGGCACAGCUGAUCCGAAGACGGCUUGGCCAGCUUCAAUCCAAACCUGCAUCACCAACUGGAAGAACAACGUGAUCACCUUGUCCCAGGCCGCAGCGACUGGGCCGACGACAACCACGACGACCCUGGAUCCGACUUCAGCCCUGGGACAGUUCUGUGCUGAGACCAGUGGCCGCAGUUUCGGACCCCCUACGCCCACUGGGCCACUCAACAUGGUGCUGCUGAACAUGCUGGAGCAGAAUAUGUACAACACCAUUAUGGCAGGAUGUGCGACCAACAUGACCUGUGGGUGGUCGCCGCCGGGAACUCACCAAAUUUGCAGCUCCACCGCCUACUAUCCCGCCACGGACGCGACGGGACUUGUGACAGGGACGGCCAAAGAGGCCAUCUUGGAAAAGAUGUGCGACCCAUCGCUUCCUCUGUGGUGGAAUGCCAAGAACACCUUCAUGCCCAUUAGCUUCGAUUGCGAAGCCCGAAAGAGCAAGUACGCGCUGUCCCGCUUCUUUGCAGGCGCCAACGACCCAGAUGAUCAGGACGAGGGCAAGAAGUUCCAGACCGGCUAUGUCGAGGGCCGAAACGGAUGGUACUCCAAGGCAGCAGCGAUCGAGGCAAAGUACGAGCGCGAGCAUGGAAGCAAGCUCCGCAUCAUGCUCUUCUCAGGUGCAACCCUGGUGGCCCAGUAUCUUGGAAUUCUGCUGGUGGAUGGCUUCCUGUCAUUGGGCUCCUUGGUGUCAGUCUGGGCAUACAUGUGGCUGAUGCUGGAGAGUGUUUUCCUCGCGUCUUGUGGCAUGUUCGAGAUCAUUUUCUCCCUUCCAGUGGGAAUGUGCCUUUGGGUGCUGAUCCUGGGACAGAAGAUCUUCUGGUAUCAGAUGCUGGUGAUCUACAUGAUCCUGGGUAUCGGCGCUGACGAUGUCUUCAUCCUGUACGAUGCCUGGCUUCAGUCAGCACACACCGAGGGUGUGAGCCACAGCCGAACCACUCGAUUCUGCUGGGCCUAUCGCCGCUCUGUAGGUGCAAUGCUGGUCACCACGCUGACGACCUGUGGAUCCUUCGUGCCUUUGCUGAGUUGGCUGCUGGCUCUGGCAGUUGAGAGUGACUACGAGAACGGGCAGCGAUUUCAUCGGCGCGACCUCGCCGCUGCCUUUGGUGCAGAGCUUCUGCUGCUCGGAACGAGCAGCUCCAGUUUGUCGGGCAACAUACGAUGGAAGGCGUCCACGUCACUAGCGUACUCCUUAGCUUCUCUUUGUUCCAAGUUCUUGGUCUCUACUGAAGCCGAGAUCGGAAAGUGCUGGGAGACGUUGGCAUCACUGAUUAUGCAGGUGUAA